Phaeodactylum tricornutum CCAP 1055/1 is the source of this 6761-nucleotide messenger RNA. RefSeq lists its product with no specific name. Bases 1 to 6690 code for a protein of 2229 amino acids. Lineage: Eukaryota; Bacillariophyta; Bacillariophyceae; Surirellales; Neidiaceae. The record is from RefSeq and is a predicted model, not a curated record. Gene Ontology annotation, biological process: positive regulation of transcription by RNA polymerase I; maturation of SSU-rRNA from tricistronic rRNA transcript (SSU-rRNA, 5.8S rRNA, LSU-rRNA). The transcript has a single exon. Gene Ontology annotation, molecular function: snoRNA binding. Gene Ontology annotation, cellular component: 90S preribosome; t-UTP complex; small-subunit processome.
AUGUCGUCACUACAGACCCAACUGGCAGCCCUGAACGGAUCCUCCGGGAAAAACCCCGGGCUUGUCUACGCUACUAGCAAACGACACGAAGAUGCAGUUGGACGAGGGGCGAACUACAGUGUCCAACAUGGACAUCACGUUACCAAUCGGGUCGCCUACAAACCCUCCAUCAUUCAAGCAUCCGCUAAGGAAGCCUCUGAUAUUCCCUUACACGUCUUGGAAGAAAACUGCAAGGCUGCCGUGGAGAAUCUGGCCGACACAGUCGAUCCCCGCAUGAUGGAUCUGUUGCCGAGUAUAUGUGGCCGUCAGAAUGCGUCGCCGAAGAUUAUCCAAGAUGCGUUGCUGCGUGUGGGUAGUUUAUUGGGAGAGUUCAACGCCAUCGAAUCGUGCUUGCACGUUUUGGAAUACCUCAUUCGUCGCUACGAUGUCCACACCAAGCACAUGGAAGACUUCCUCUGGGUACUCUUACCGCACGCCGAUCACUGGACGGCCGUCUUCCACCGUGCCCUGCAGCUCUGCGAUUUGGCAUCCAAUCAGUCCUAUAUUUGGCUGCGUCCGUACGCCAAUCCAAAAGUAUUGGCGGUCGUCCCGCGGGCUUUAAUUGCACAGCAUGUCGUGAAACAUCCCGAUCUCAUUCGAACCGUUGGUCGUUUGGCCAAGCAACAGGCGGCUUUGGCGGCAACGUCAAUAACGCAAGAAAGUUUGAUAUCGGCUCGACGGGGAAUAUCCCACAUUCUUUCCUUUACUGUGGCCGUACUGGUAGAAGGACUGGCCUGGCAAACAGCGGCCGAUCGUCUACCGGCCCAACAGGAAGCUUCGCUGCGCGCAAUGUUGCCCUUUUGUUUGGCGGCUUGCGAGAGUCAAACCGGGUGCUUGGAAUGGACGGCAUGGGGACACGUUCUUGCAUCCGUCCUGGCCGAAACUAUGGACCUGGCUCCCGUUUCCGUGGAAGCGAUUUCAAAGUCGAUCUUAUCCGCGCCGGAAACUUUUCAACAGCAAGCCGAUGCCCUGACUACCCUCUUGGCGGUCCUCCUUCCGCUCCAGCAACAGCAAAUGGAAAAUUCGGACUCAUAUUUGCCGCUCUUGACCAACAAACUGCUAGGUUGUGACCUCCCACGUUCUUGCUUGAGGACAUUGAGAAAAUGGCCGCAGCUGCCAACUGUUUUGGGACAUUUACACGAAGACUGUAGAACUAUUGUGGCACCACUGAUUGCAACCUUGUUUGUCCUGGGCUUAGAGGAAAACAAUGUGCAAUGGCUGGUUCGUAUAUUGGAAGAAAAAAGUUUGCGAUCGCUUUGGAAGAAUCCUCGGACCGACAUUGUCGCGUCUACGGCAGCCUUUUGUUUGGAACAACAUAUCAAAAGUCACAGGGACAGGCGUGCAUCCAUGAGUCAGUCGCUGCUGGAAAAUUUACACAGGCUCGAUACGCUUGCUUGCGAACGUGGCAUAGCGCAUGCAAUACAGUCCAUACCUCAGCAAAAAAGUCAAGAAACGCGAGAAUUAGUCCGAGAUUUACUGAAAGGAAUUGUUUCGAUAGAUGAGAGCGACAACGAGAACUCAAACGUAAAUUUGUCUACGGAGCAUGACCGACUACUCCCGCCCCGCGUAGCAUUGGAACACGCUGAUGCUUCUAUUCGCUUGCUAGCGGUACAGCGGCUGAUCCCUCUCCUGGACCAGCGAGACCAAGACAACGACGGAGAAUCAAUUUGGGAGAGUUUGGUACGUCGAUGGAGCGUUGAUGAACACCCGGAGGUUGCAGAGGAAGCCGGAAAAGCGGUCACGAGUGUAUUCAAGAACCGAAUGCUCGACGAAUUCGCGACAGACUUGACUGAGAUCGCAAAGUUAACUUUAUCAGGUUUACAUCACUGGAUUGAUUCGAACAGGGAGCAGGUUGAAUGCUUACGACAAGGGUUCGUUGUCUCAGCUUAUAUUGCGCGGAAUAUGGCCGAAUCAACCAUUGACUCGCCGUCAAAGGAAUGGCAACUAAUCAUGGAGACGCUGGCCGCCUAUUCGAACAGCACGAACAAGACACUGGCAACUGUAGCGUCGAAGGCCUUGCUUUUUGUGUUGGGCGAUUCUCAAUCCUUUAUAAAAAAUGAUGCCGAGAUACACGUGGCGCAGAUGAAGCUCGCCGAAAGUCGAAUAUUUGUUCAAGGUUUGCAUACGUUCCAAGACGAGCCUGAACUGGACAAUUCCAUCACACGUCGAUUACGGCGUCUGUCUCUGUGGGUACUCGUAGAAUCCUAUUCACGCCGACUAGCCGAUAGCAAAGUAUCGUCGACGCUCGUCCAUGACGCACUUCAAGUUUGUAGUACGAUUCUGAAUGCAAAGGAGCAAGGCGACAUGACCGACAAGAAGGUCGAAAUUUUGAAGGACUGCUAUGUAUCUGCAGUGCAUGUAUCGUCCAAAACGAUAUGUACAGUACAUGCCAUGAUUCUGUCUCUAGCGGCAGUAAAUUCGGACGCUUUGUACACUGGAAUCGGUCUACCAACGAUUACCUCCCUUGUACAAAACGUCACAAACUCUGAAGGAGAGGCUGUGCUAUCCUCCAUCAUUUUGAUGGAAAGUGCGUUGCAGCUUCAGGAUCCAUUGUCUUGUUGUCGCUUGGUGGAGUUGACAUGUGAUAUUUUGUCAUCCGGGAACGAACAGUGCUGGCUCAUUGUAGUUGGUGCACUGGCGCUUUUGGAUAGUCCUCAUAAAAGGAUCAGAAAGGCAAGUAUUGGAUUGCUGUCGACCAUCGCCACUCAGCUCAGUACUCUCGACACGCCACCGACAUGGAAUCAGGUUAGAUGCUUUUGCAGGUUUAUUGCCGAGUCCCACUCUUCCGCUGUCAUGGGUGGAGUUUCCUUUUUGCCUUCCAUGUUUAAAGCAUCCAUGGCUGCGGAAAAACAGGCGUCUUCGCUACAGAAAGCAUUGUUGAGGCUUUGCGUCUUUGCUACCGUUGGAUACAGCGGCGACGGAAACUUGACUUCCCCGAAAGCUAUGCAGAAAAGUUGGAUGUACCAUACCAAAUUACCCGGGGGGUGUGCCGCUGCGUCGACCGUUCUCAAUGCGAUGGAAAAGGCUGGAGAAACAGUCUUUCCCCUGUGUACAAGGUGGGAGAUUGCUGGCUUGCCCUUAUUCAAACAAUUACAGACUGCAAAGGUCGUAGGUGUUAUCCCUUUGUCGGUUGUGUCGCUUGCUGAAUGCAUUGUCAAGAUGAUGAAAGGAAUGGUAGUGACGGAUACUACAAGCAUCAUCAUUUCCUCAGGUCCUCAUCAAGGUGGAGGACGCUCGCGCUCAUACUCGGUUGGAAAAAGCGAUGUGGAAUUUGUCGAGCAAUAUCCAAAAGCAAUGCAAACGGAAUUGGUGGCGGUUCUGUCAGACGUGGAACCAUCGGACAUGGGCCGUCUGCUUUCAGCUCUUGUCGUAGAAGACGUUCUUUCGAGUAUAUCCUGGGGCGAAGAAAUUUUUAAAAGAUUUUCGAAAGGCGAACGUAAAAAGUUGGCAAAAGCUAUUCUUUUUUAUUCACAGAGCGAGCACUCUCAGUUGUCUCACAGUCAAUUUGUUGCCCUCCCGUUUGACGGAGAAGAUUUGUUGUCGCUUUUGUCGGAUCUAAAGAUCACUCCGGGCGACAUGAGUUCCCUUGUUCUUUUGGCAGACUUUGUAAGAGUAAACUGUGCGAGGCUAAAUUCGGCACAGUCGGCGGGACAAUUGAUAUCUCUUUUCUUCGGCUUACUUAAAUUACUGGUGUUGGAGACUGAAGUCAACAUGACGGGUUCGGCAGUUGCGGCGCAAUCUUUGCUAAGCACCUUAUCCCAGCUAUGGACGGGCAUUCGAGCAGACCAAUUGGACCUCGAUGCCAAUACUGUGAUUGGUUGGGCCACUACACUUCUGCAAUUGCUGGAUGAGCUAAAUACGGAGAAUACUUCAUCGCCUUCUCGUUUUGUUUCAUCGACGAGGGCAAGAUCCGCGGCUCUUUUCACUUUAACAACGAUGUGUAACUCCUUUCCGAAAGAAUGCGUAGUUGUUGUCUUCCAAACUAUCACCAAGGCUGCCUCUGCUGCCGGGAGUGGAGCUAUAGAAAUUUCAACGGGAGGAGACAUUUUCGCUGCUACACUUCCCGUUUUUUGGAAGUUUGCCAAUCAUGCGGAUUUGUCGCUUGUCGACAUCCUGUCAGGUUUUGUGAGGGAGACACAAAGGAUGGACGUAAAAAAAGUGAAAAGUUGCCUUUUCGGUGAAUUUGCGAAAGCUCUUCUUGUGGGCAACCAUGUGCGAAGAGAUUUCCAACAGUCUUGCCCUGGUUCACUGGUGGCCUCCUUUCUGGCAGCCGAAGUUUUUACAUCCAGAAACUUGGCUCGGUCACCUGAUUUUGCCGUUGAGGUCAUUGAGCAGGUUCCGAUUGAGGCUCAGAUUUGGUCCGUCUUGCUUCUACUAAAAUAUGCUAAGUCGACUCUUCUCCUUUGUAUGGGGUCGGAUGCGACCGAUGAUGACUCUCCAGGCAUUCCAAAUAACAGCCACAUUGCUAAGAUCGCAUUGGUUGGUCCAAAGACAAGACAAAAUACAGGUGUCAAGCCUGAUGAAUACACUAAAAACUCUGCCAAACUUGUUUCGUUGGUAGGGGUGAUACUUCGAACAGUGAACGAUGUAUUGCUGCUCGAAAGCACCAGCAAAUUUGUAAGGCAAUGCCGUGACAAAAGCUCGAGCCUUUGUCUUCGGCUUUGGCAGGAGUUACUUAUAAUGCACUCUGUUGCCCAAAGUGCAGCUGCCGAUGAAAAAUUGAAGGGAUUGAUGAAUACGAUGGAAAAUCUUGUUUUGACUGUCAACGAAAGCCGAGAAUAUUUACAGCUGCUCCUUCCAGCUCACAUAUUUUUGGCCUCAGUGACGGCACUAUUGAAGGAAGGGGACAGCAUUGAUAUUCGAACGAAAGCACUUCGUUUGGUAGCAGAACGCGUACCAGAUGUCGAUCCUUAUGGAGAAGAAGUACCGCUCUUUAUGGAAAUGGUUCCGGAUAUUGUAGACGUACUCCGAAGCACCGACGGUAGCAAUGGAUCAGAGGAAUCAUCGAAGAUUCUUCUACUUCGGCAAUCGGCACUCGUUGCAGUAGAGCAUAUAGCAAGAUGUUUUUCUGUUGGCGGUGGUAUCACGGCUAGCAAUACGCAGCAUUUUCUGUCCGCACUUGGACGAGCGACGGAUUUGCUCCAGUUUCCUUGUCAAGUGCUUGCACAGCCGAAUGCAUCAUUGUCUCAUAUAGACAACGCCGCCCGUCAGAUUAUUUCAAGCGUGGCAUUAUCAUCGGCUACGUUAGUCCGAACAACCGGACCGCUAUGUAUUUCUACUCUUCCAAAGCUCAUCAAACGACUGAUGUCAGCAUUGACCAGCGCCAAUUCUUAUGUGCUGCUAAAUGGGAAUACUUCUGAUGACAAUGAAACGUUUGCCCAGGCGAAGGUCAUGCAAGCAUCCAUUCUCCGAGCACUAUCUGCUAUUGCCUUUAGUGUUCCGCAAUUUUUGCCCUCGUACCUUCAUCUCGUUUUGAACGAAUCCAAUAUUUUGUCCCCAUCGCUACGUCAGGAUCGGGACAGCGUGAUGAAAUCUACAAUUGAACGAUUGGACCAGCUUUUGUCGGCGCGUAUUCCUCCUCGUUUAAUGAUCCCGGCUAUUGUUAAAGCUACGGGCCAAUGCAAGAACGCAACAACCGUCGCGGUCUUGCUGAAGAUGCUAAAGAUUUCGGUUGAGCAAUGCACAGGAGCUGAGGCUGUAGCUCAGCGGAAUGCGGUUCUUAAGGUUGUUACACAAGCAUACGAGAAUCAAUCAUCCUUAGAAUCUGGGGCUUUGCUGGUCCAUACUGCAAACGAUGCUCUGAUGACGUUUAUCCUUAAGCUUUCGGAAGUGCACCUCCGUCGAUUGUAUCUCUCGCUGCGCGAUUGGCGAGGCGUAGUUGACAAGUUGGCACCAGAAUCUUCUUCUGCCCACCGCUUUGCGUUCUGGACGCUCUCCGCCGCCUUGGCUAAGAGGCUACGAUCUAUAUUUUUGCCUUGUUUGAGUGUUUCUAUUGGUGACGCCGUGUCGGAGUUGGAGUUGGCUGCCUCUAGCCUUUGCCAAAGCGGCAAUGCCGUCAAGAAACGCAAACUCAACGACGAGCGAACGGAGUCAUCGUAUGAUUCAGUGUCGAUGCAAGUGGUACAGCCCGUUCUUCUUUGCUUGGAGCACGCACUUCGAGCUGAUGGUCUAGAUGGCGGCAGUUGGAUUCGAGCCGAUGAGAAUCAACGCUAUCACGCCCUUUUGGAGCCAAUGGGGAAGCUGCUGCAGGCCAGAAUUCCCGGUAACUUUUUGAAAGAGAACGACCACCUGUCCAGUCCCUUCGCGCGUGUCAUCGUGGGAGAGUACUCAGACUUGGGCAAUGUAGUCAGCUGUCUAUCGGCCUUAGCCAACGCGGCUGGUAACGAACAGCUAUGGAAACCAUUGAACUACUACGUUCUGGAAGCCUGCGGAAACGAAUCCCGAGGGGAAGUUCGCAAAGCAGGCCUGACGUGCCUUGUAUCCCUGAUGAAGUCUUUGGGCGAAGAGUAUAUGGUUUUACUUCCUGAGUGCCUACCUAUUCUUUCGGAGCUUCUGGAAGAUACGGACGAAGAGAUUGCAGGACUGGCAAAGGAAUGCGUAACUUUGGCAGAGGAUUUGCUUGGAACAAGUUUGGAAGACAGUUUACGCUAACGUCUUUUGCUGAGUUUAUGCGCACAAUAGGAAAAAAAUAUGAGUAAAAUAUAUAGUCGACAUUAUUUUUG